ACCGGAAUCGACUACGCUCGCCGCCGGAUUUGCCGCAAUCUGCCGAUCUCAGUCAAAAAACUUUCACUAAAAAAAUAUUAAUAAUGGGCCUAGGGAGUCUUAAUGGGCUAUCUCAGUAGUUUGGUAUUGUGCAAGUCUCGUGUCUAAGUUUAUGUGUACAAAAUCUAGAUAUGUAGUGCUUUUUGUUUUUUGUAAUGAGAUUGUAUCUAACCGGAUCCCGCUAGACUCGCCACCAGAGUUGAUAAUGGGCCUACGGACAGUAAUGGGCUCAAUUAUGUAACCCAAUAACGGUCUACCUAGCACAGUUUUUAUCCAAGUGUGAAACACGUUGUGUAGCUCAGUUUGUUUGGUAUGUGAUGUGUGAUCAUGUCUGAUUUGUACGAGGAUAAGUAAAUGUACUACCGUAGUAGUUGGAUAGUUUUUAUUCUCUGGUUGCGAAAUUAAAAAAAAAAAAAACAUGGGAGAUGAAGUUGUUGAAGUGAUCUCUAAGAGCAUAGUACGACCAGAGAGCUACAACGAGGAAUCGGAUCGGGUUAAGAUCCAUCUCACUCCAUGGGAUCUCUUCUUUCUUCGAUCCGAAUACCCACAAAGAGGUCUUCUCUUUCCUCAACCCGACCCGGAAACCCAAUUUGUCUCUCGAUUAAAAUCCUCUCUCUCCGUCGCUUUGAACAUCUUUUACCCAUUCGCCGGUCGUCUCGUCAAGGUCGAGAACCAAGACGACGGAACAGCGUCGUUUCACGUAGAUUGUGAUGGUUCAGGUGCCAAAUUCAUCCACGCUUCAGCUAAAUCCGUUUCGGUGAGUGAUGUUUUAGAGCCUCUCGAUGGUCAUGUCCCUGAUUUCUUGAAACGUUUUUUCCCGGCGAACGGAGUUACAAGCUGUGAAGGGAUCUCUGAUUCGUUAAUCGCGUUUCAAGUAACGGAACUGAAAGAUGGAGUUUUUAUUGGAUUUGGUUAUAACCAUAUAGUUGCUGAUGGAUCUUCGUUUUGGAGUUUCUUCAAUUCUUGGUCGGAGAUUUGCUUUAACGGGUUUGAUCCCCAUCACCGGAGAAAGUUUCCUCCUUUGCUUCUCCGUGGAUGGUUUCUCGACGGGAUUGAGUAUCCGAUUCGAAUUCCGACCUCAGAGACAGACACACCGAACCGGGUUGUUGUUACUUCAUCGUUGAUACAAGAGAAGAUUUUUCGAUUCACAAGUGGAAACGUCUCUGAGCUGAAAGCGAAAGCCAACGGCGAGGUUAGUGUUGAUGACCGGAAGAUAUCGUCGCUUCAAGCGGUUUCGGCGUAUAUGUGGAGAUCGAUAAUCAGAAACAGUGAAUUGAGUCCGGAAGAAGUGAUUCAUUGCAAGUUACUGGUGGAUAUGAGGCAAAGACUAGACCCUCCGCUUAAGAAAGAGUGUUUCGGGAAUAUGGUCGGGUUCGCUACGGCGACGACCACCGUCGCGGAGAUGCUUAACAAUGGUCUUGGUUGGGCUGCUUUGCAAAUAAACACAAGUGUUGGUUCACAAACGAAUGAAAAGGUUAGAGAGUUUGCUGCGGAUUGGGUGAAGAGACCGAGUAUAAUGAAUGUUAAGGCUUUGAGCAACUCUAUAGUGAUUGCUAGCUCUCCUCGGUUCAAUGUAUAUGGAAAUGAUUUUGGCUGGGGUAAACCGAUUGCGGUUCGAGCUGGACCGGGAAAUACUUGUGAUGGCAAACUCAUUGCUUAUCCUGGAACAGAACAAGGAAACAUCGAGAUUCAGACGUGUUUAUCGUCUACUGUUUUGGAAAAAUUAUCGACUGAUGUAGAGUUUUUGAAACAUGUAUGUGUUGUAUAAGUGAAAUCAUCCGAAUCAUAUGUACUUUAAAUAAAUUCACGUGUGAAUUUAUUCGAUUUGCUUAAGUUUUCAAGAGUUUCAUCUCUUAGAAUUUUGU
Messenger RNA from Capsella rubella, 1904 nucleotides. RefSeq lists its product as uncharacterized. NCBI's taxonomy places the organism in Eukaryota, Viridiplantae, Streptophyta, Magnoliopsida, Brassicales, Brassicaceae. The transcript has a single exon. Bases 458 to 1807 code for a protein of 449 amino acids. The record is from RefSeq and is a predicted model, not a curated record.